Molecule: messenger RNA, 879 nt
Organism: Mya arenaria
Lineage: Eukaryota; Metazoa; Mollusca; Bivalvia; Myida; Myidae
Product: interferon-inducible GTPase 1-like
Exons: 4
Coding region: 1-879 (292 amino acids)
Cellular component (GO): membrane
Molecular function (GO): GTP binding
Source: RefSeq, a predicted model, not a curated record
AUGACGGUGAAGGAACAUUUACAGCUGUCAGAAACAGUUUACCCCACGGAGAGCAUGACGCGGUGUAUGUGCACCACACAUGUAUGCGAUAAGCAGUUUCUGUGCAUGCAGGAGGUCACCACACAGACGGACCUGAACAGGCAAUGGCGAGGAGUAGAUGGCACGACACGUUACAUGUGCGACAUGUGUGGAAUUUCAAUAAACUUUAAAGAGAAAAUAGACCUAAAGGCUUAUAUGGACGGCCCAGUGGCGAGAAAUCAUACCAGUGCGCUGAAUGUGGGAACUGUUAUCGGCAUACAAAUUGAAGAGCACACUGAAUUCAUGAAGGAAAGUGCAAAGAUACUGAAGGAAAAGGGGUAUGCAGCUUUAAUAGAGAAGUUUGAAAACGAAAGCAAACACCAAAACCUUGUCUUCUACGACGUCCCAGAUGUUGGAACAGAAUCAUUUCCAGAGAAAACGUAUCUUCAACAGAUCGACAUAGACAAUUAUGACUUCUUUAUCCUGACAAAUUCGACAAGAUUUACGGAACUGGACACUUGGCUGGCAAAAGAGGUCAUUAGCCGACAGAAGAAAUUUUAUUUUGUUCGAACAAAGGUAGAUUUUGAUAUCGCCAAUAACCAGAAAGUAAACGGAAAAUCAAAGGAAUACACAUUCAAUCACAUCAGAGAAGACUGCUUGAAUCAGCUACGCAAAUUUGUUAUAAAAGAUCCUAAAGUGUUCCUGGUGAACAAUCACAAUACAUACGAUUACGAUUUCGUGAUAUUGUCGGAAAUAUUGAUAAAAGAGUUACCGGACCUGAAAAGAGAAGCUAUGGCCUUGUCAGUUUCCACCACUUCAGAAGCAGUUUUGAAGGUGAAUGUCCAGGUAUUGAAGAAGUGA